This is a messenger RNA of Sporothrix brasiliensis 5110, 219 nucleotides long. RefSeq lists its product as uncharacterized. The record is from RefSeq and is a predicted model, not a curated record. Lineage: Eukaryota; Fungi; Ascomycota; Sordariomycetes; Ophiostomatales; Ophiostomataceae. The transcript is spliced from 2 exons. Bases 1 to 219 code for a protein of 72 amino acids.
AUGGCGCAAGCCGCUGUGGGCGCGUCCUACAACAACCCGCUGAAGAAGUUCAAGUAUGGAAGCCGUGGCAAGCUCGGCAAGACAUCUCUGAUCACCCGGUUCAUGUACGACUCGUUCGACAACAUGUACCAAGCGACGAUCGGCAUCGAUUUUCUGUCAAAGGCAAGCAAUCGGCGGUGUUGUGGCGUCCCGGCACUGGAAUCGGCAUCCGGCGGAUAA